AUGCUGCGUGUUUCCAGAACUUUGUUUUUCACUACCAUACGUCAUGCCCAAUGCUAUCAGGCCCGCUCUUUUUGUGCCUCAUCGCUGCCCAUUUUCGAUCGCAAGUCCAAGAAGCUUCAACGUGCGAGGACCUCACUGAGAGCAAAACCGUCAUUGUAUGACUAUUUGCGUGAUGAAGCGGCUUUUCGAAUUGCGGAUCGCAUUUGUGAUAUAACUAGGGUUUUUGACAUAGCUGCUGAAGUCGGAUGUGGUAGAGGUCAUCUCAUUCAAAAUCUCACCAGUGAUUCCGUCAAGUUUUUGUACCAAUGUGACAAUUGCGUUGAGAUACUUGUUUUACGAGCGCUUAAACCUGACGGGUGUUUUUUGGGAGUUACUUUCACCACGGACACACUCUUUGAGCUACGUGUUUCCCUUCAGCUGGCGGAAACUGAGCGCCUUGGUGGUUUUUAUCCCCACAUUAGCCCCUUUGUCGAGAGUGCACGAUUCGGUGAACUUCUCCGAGAAUGCGGAUUCUCCCUCAUUUCGUUGGACGUCGAUGAUGUCGAAGUUCUCUACCCGUCAAUGUUUGAGCUGAUUGACGAUUUACGAGGUAUGGGUGAGUCCAACGCGGCCAUCAGUCGGCCGCUUCGUCUGAACAGAGAUGUCCUCUUUGCGGCCUCUUCCAUUUACGACGACCGAUUUGGCACACAGAGAGGUGAUGGAGAGGAGCGCUGUGUGCCGGCUACUUUUAGGUUCCUCUUCUUUAUCGCUUGGAAGCCUGAUCCCUCACAGGCCAAGCCAUUACCGCGAGGAUCUGGUGAGUUUUCGCUUAGGGACAUCGGCAGAUUGGACGAACUGAGCGCUGAACUUGAAAAAAGGCAUUCUAGGAAACCAGAGUAA
Echinococcus granulosus is the source of this 879-nucleotide messenger RNA. RefSeq names its product putative methyltransferase. The transcript has 6 exons. Gene Ontology annotation, cellular component: mitochondrion. The coding region runs from base 1 to 879 and encodes 292 amino acids. Gene Ontology annotation, biological process: mitochondrial respiratory chain complex I assembly. The record is from RefSeq and is a predicted model, not a curated record. NCBI's taxonomy places the organism in Eukaryota, Metazoa, Platyhelminthes, Cestoda, Cyclophyllidea, Taeniidae.